CAAGGACCUCGCCCCCAAGGACCUCCGAAGAGGCGGGAUUUCUCCGGGAAGGGGAAGCAGGAUUUUGUUGUGUGACUUGGAGAUGAGGCAGGUAUCUGGAGUGGGGCUCCUCUUGGGGCUGAUGGCUCUCCCAGUGGCGCUGGGACAGAGAAGCUCGGAAAGCGCUAAAAAUAGCAACCAAAGCUUUGCCAUCGUCUCUUUCAAAUGGGAUCACGUCAAGGAGCCUUAUAUCAUUGCACUCUGGAUACUUGUGGCCAGCUUGGCCAAAAUCGUUUUCCAUUUGUCCCACAAAGUCACUCGAGUGGUUCCAGAAAGUGCUCUGCUGAUUGUCCUCGGUAUUGUUCUUGGUGGCAUUGUAUUGGCAGCAGAUCACAUUGCCUCCUUCACCCUGACACCAACUGUAUUUUUCUUCUAUUUGCUGCCCCCCAUUGUUUUGGAUGCUGGAUAUUUUAUGCCAAAUAGAUUGUUCUUUGGAAAUCUUGGCACAAUCCUUUUGUAUGCUGUCAUUGGGACAAUUUGGAAUGCUGCCACAACUGGUUUAUCUCUCUAUGGUGUCUAUCUGACAGGAAUAAUGGGCAAACUGAACUCUGGAGUGCUGGACUUCCUCCUCUUUGGCAGCUUAAUUGCUGCUGUGGAUCCUGUAGCUGUUCUGGCAGUGUUUGAAGAAGUCCAUGUCAAUGAAGUUCUAUUCAUCAUUGUUUUUGGAGAAUCACUUCUGAAUGAUGCUGUAACUGUGGUCCUGUACAAUGUGUUUGAAACUUUCGUUGCAAUAGGUCCAACGAAUGUGACAGGAAUUGAAUGUCUCAAAGGCAUAGUGUCGUUCUUUGUGGUGAGCCUUGGCGGGACACUGGUUGGCAUUUUCUUUGCAUUCCUGCUCUCACUGGUCAGUCGUUUCACCAAGCACGUGAGAAUCAUUGAACCUGGAUUUGUGUUUAUCAUUUCCUACCUGUCCUACCUCACAGCAGAGAUGCUAUCUCUUUCAGCUAUCCUGGCGAUAACCUUCUGUGGCAUUUGCUGUCAGAAAUAUGUCAAAGCUAACAUAUCUGAACAGUCUUCUACAACUGUAAGAUAUACCAUGAAAAUGAUGGCCAGUGGAGCAGAAACUAUUAUCUUCAUGUUCCUGGGAAUUUCAGCUGUAAAUCCAGAUAUCUGGAUGUGGAAUACAGCUUUUAUUCUGUUGACUCUGGUCUUCAUCUCAGUAUAUAGAGUUAUUGGUGUAGUUUUACAGACAUGGAUUCUCAACCGCUACAGAACGGUCCAGUUGGAGAUAAUAGACCAGGUGGUGAUGUCCUAUGGUGGACUACGUGGAGCAGUUGCUUUUGCUCUUGUUGCACUUCUGGAUAAGGACAAAGUGCAUGACAAAAACCUGUUUGUCAGCACAACUAUCAUUGUUGUGUUUUUUACUGUUAUUUUCCAGGGACUAACUAUCAAGCCUUUGGUACAGUGGCUGAAAGUGAAGAAAACUGAACACAGAGAGCCAAAACUGAAUGAGAAACUUCAUGGCAGAGCCUUUGAUCACAUUCUUUCUGCUAUAGAAGACAUUUCUGGACAAAUAGGCCAUCAUUAUCUGAGAGACAAGUGGUCCAAUUUUGAUAGGAAAUUCCUCAGAAAAAUACUGAUGAGAAGGUCUGCUCAAAAAUCAAGAGACCAAAUCCUUAAUGUUUUCCAUGAACUCAACUUGAAGGAUGCAAUUAGCUAUGUGGCUGAGGGAGAACGUAGAGGUUCGUUGGCAUUUAUACGUUCUCCAAGCACAGACAACAUGGUGAAUGUGGAUUUCAGCAGCCCACUUCCAAGUACUGUGGAAAGCUCUGUCUCUUAUUUACUGAGAGAAAAAGCUGGACCAGUUUGCCUCGACAUGCAAGCUUUAGAGCAGAGGAGGAAAAGUAUCCGGGACACAGAAGAUACACUUGCUCAUCACACCCUACAACAGUACCUGUAUAAACCCAGGCAGGAGCACAAACACCUGUACAGUCGACAUGAGAUCAUGCACAGUGAAGAUGAUAAACAAGACAAGGAGAUUUUCCAUAGGACAAUGAGGAAGCGCUUAGAAUCUUUCAAGAGUACCAAACUAGGAAUAAACCAUCCCAAGAAGCUCAAUAAAAUCCACAAGCGAGACCGGGGCCAAAAAAGGAGGAACAGCAGUGUCAUACCAAAUGGAACCAUUCCUUCAGAAAAUCCAGUACAAGAUUUUACUUUGAAGGAAAAAGAUUUGGAGUUUUCUGAAUCAGAAGAAAAUAAUGAUUAUGAGACUUUGCAUCUGGGCAAAGGAGUUGAUUUCCUGGCUAAUGUGACGCAACAAAAUUUCACAGAUAAUCCUGCCGGUGAUAUGGACCAUGAUGUUGAAAUGACAGAAUACUCCUCUUCAGAUGAUCAACUAAACCAAAAUGGAAGUGUUUCAGUGAAUCCCCUCCACUUCUUCCCCUCUUGUCUUCAAAUGCCUUGGACCCAAAACUAUUCUUCAUUGGAAAAUAGAGGGAAUAUAUCUCUUUCUUCUGUCUCUGAGUAUAUAGCUUCAUGUGACCCAAAUGUACCUGAUCUCUUCUGGGAAUCAGGUACAGAUACGAAUAACAAAGAGACAGUAAACUCAGGUUAUUGUUCUGAAGUUAGCUACAAGUCAGAGAAUUCACAAGAAGAGAAUUCUCUACUUAUCUUUGAAGGGCUGGAAGACUCUUACCUGAAGGAGCCCCAAGAGAAGAAAAUGUUGCUUGAUGUACAAGGAAAUUACAGGUCUGCUGCAGCCAGACGUGUACAAAGCCGACGCUCUUUUCACAGGCCAAAACCUCUGCAACACCCUAAGCUUCAGAAGCUAGCAUCUCUUCCAGCAUCUUGCCAUGUCCCUCCACAUUCUUUGGAACAAGAGGAAACACAGUUGUGAGCCAGGACUUACUUGAAAGAAGAAGAUGAGAGAGAAUCACUUGAACAAAGGGCUUCUGUAACAAUAGAGAGCAACCUAUUGGUUCAUAGGAUCUGCUCUAGAACAGAUGGAAAGGGAGUGGGGUCCUGUGAUGUCAGAAACACUGGAGCUUUUCUGCUGUACUUACAUUUUUGAGUUCUUAUUCAUAAUGUAAGGGUGCAUAGUGAGGGGGAAAUAUGACUCCUUGUUAUUUUUUCAUGUAGACUGUUACAAAUAAUCUAUUGUUUUUGGAGGGCUAAACCAAGAAUCUUUUCAAAUGGUAAAUCGUUGAUGGUUUUUUUACAUGGAAAUGGUUUAUUAUGCCAUUAUGCCAUAAAUACAUUUAAAGAACUAGACUGUAUUUGCUUCUUCAGUAAUGGAAUUAAAUAUUUAUGCUAUAUAAAAUUAAAGUAGGAGAAGCAAGUGGUUAACCUCUUCCGUGCUAAGUCUACUCUGAUUGAAAUUGAUUGGUGGCUUUUAUAAGUGCAAGCUAAAGAAAAACAUUUUCCUGCUCUUGAAUAUUUGUGUCACUGAGUAAUAGUGGGAUAUUGACUCUCGUGGAAAACUUUCCAGGGAAAGGAAAGUCCUGGCAUCUUGAAAUUUAAUCAAGUACUCCAGGAGGGCCAGUUCCUUCCUUCACCUUUAUUCCCUCAACUCAGUAGCACUGGAAUGAAAGAACACCCAGAAUUAACUCAGCAUUUUAAUUUGUGUUGUCACAAGUGAUUCAUUUCGUAUUCUUAAUUAAACUGCUCUAUUUUAAAUAGCCUCACUCAGAUAGGACUGUAAAUAUUUGUCAUUUUUACUGCUGCUUUGGAAGACACCUUCCAAAUACUUUUAGAUUAUUCUGUUAAUUUAUGUAUCACUUUCAAUAGCUGAUCAGGAUAAUGGUUUCUCAGAUGGUAUUCUGAGUUUUGCCACAUGGUUUAAGUGCCACAAUGACUCAGGAUGUUGACGGUUCAAAGUAUUGUACAGAAGCAUGUGCAUAUAUAUACCUACCUGUUUGUGCUAGGAACGUCCUUUAUUUUUUUGUGUGUGGUUUUCUGUUAAAUUGCUUAAGAUUGCACUAGACCCUUAUUGCAUAUGAAUUAGAUCUACAUCACCUUGAAGAUAGCUGGAGACAUCAGUGAAAGUCAACUCAGAUGAAGACUAGAUGAAAGUGAAAACUCUGAGACCUCUCAUAGAUGCGUAAUGCUACAUGCCAGCGUAUAGUCCUCUGACUUAUGUGUAUUUUGCCUUGGAAGAUUCCAGUCCUGAAAUUUUGGCUUGAAAUCUUCAGUGGUAUAAGUUGCAAAGGUUCUAUAACAGCAAUAGAAGGUGAGUGUUUGGCCAGUUCUGUGAUCCUAAUGUGUUCCUUAUUUCUGUUUUAUAUCCGUGUAAGCCAUUUGUAAAUGAACUAAGUCACCUUCAGGGUGAUAUCUGAUUUGUUUGAGAGUGGAUCCUGGACAGAGGCUUUUCUAGUAAAUUUUACUUUAUCUAUAGGAAUUAGUGAUUGUUUCACUCUGCCUGCCCAGAUUUUGAAUGGCUUCUAGAUGAUUCUGUGUCAGAUGUCAAAACAGAGGUUUACCCAGACACCCAAAAGGAGUGGAGAAAUAUGUGAAAACUCAUGUUCACAUCUUCUUUCUAUUUUUGUCCUCUUUGCUAAAAGAGGUUUGACUGGUGCACAUUGCAGAGAUGUGAUGGCAAAUGUCAUAUAUAAACCUAGACAGACACAAAACACACGUUUAGAGAUUAGAUACAGAGAAGUGGUUCUUUUGAUAUCAGCUCACAAGCAGCUGCCUGUUUGGCAGUCAUCUUGGGCAAUGGUGCAAAUCAAUUGGAAAGCUUCAUCACCCACAGCUAGUCUUGUUAUAAUUCAAUAACGUAAAUACAAUUUUUGUGAACUGAGUACGUAUGAACAUAUUAUUUUGGUGAAGUAGAGCAUAUUAAUACUGUUCCAGAUAUUACAAUUGGAACAAUUUUAGUAAUUGGCAUAUAUAACAGGACCAUUACCAACCCCAAAUAUUAGGACAGAUAAAGUGCAAUGUGCCAAAAUCUACCCUUCAGUCUUACAGCAUAAUGCUGAAGUACUAACACCAAAAUUGGCAAGAUGCUCAUCGGGUGUUGGUUUUGAAAUAAAACUUUCAUUUCUUAUUGCUUCUGUACAGAGGUCGUUGCUGUGCCGCAGUCAGGAAAAGAACCACACUGUGGACUGCCUCUUGCAUGCUUGUUAGAGGAUUCCCAAUCUAUUUGUGUACAGGCUACCUCAAGGAAACGUUUUUAAAUUGUCAUCAGCAGGUGGCAGUUUUCACCAGAUAAAUGUUGCACAGACAAGAGUAUGUAAUUUUGAAAAUCACAGGAUACACAUUUUUAUUGUUUUUGUAAUCUUUCAUGCUAAACAAGAAAGGAUCAAUAAACGCCACUAUAUUUACAAACACAGCAGCCUGUGAAAAGCCAGAAGGAUCCUGUAUGCUUUUGAGAGGGCUGUGGGUUGUAGGAGUUUUAUAAAACAAAGAGGAACAUCAUGCCAUUUUAAACAACAGAAAAGGAAAGACGUAUAUAAAGGGCUUACCUCUUCAUUUCCUUAGGCAUUUUCUCUGUGUUGCAUCACUAUAGUUAAACAGAUGAAGAAUAAAAUGGGCCAUUCUGACAGCAAAGAGACCUUCCACUGGAAUAUCUUGCAUAAUUUCUGAGGCUUUUAUGCCUCCCAAAGAGGGUUUCUAGUAGAAUUGUUUCUACAGCAAGGUUUUGUUUGGCAUAGUUCCUCAAUUUGAAAUGUGAUGAAAAAACUUUCAUGUCCCCAGUUUCCACAUUGAGAACAUACUCACAGCUAGAAUAUAAUGGAUUAUAGUUCUUGGAGUUUUUUCAGGGCAAUUGUUCCCAAUGUCUACCACAGUAUAUACAAAAAACAGGUUAUAAGUGUUCAUCAUCUAUUUCAAUUGUUUUUCCCAUACUCUUUGAUUGUACUUUUACAUUUCCUGUGGUAUAUGUACCUGUGGGUUCAAUUGUUUGGUUACUUCUUCAGCACACUUUAAUGAAUAAAGCACCACUAAUUUCUAUUACAGCAACAUAGAUUCAGAGCUGCUGAGGAUCUGGCUUUUUUGGUUUUUUACCCUUGUUUAUUAGAUUGGAAUAUCAGUUCACCUCUGGGGAGCCCAGUUAAUUUCUUGCUUCCCUAAAACUAUCUCUAAAUUUUUUUUGUGACAUUCACUGUCAAAGAAAGGCAAGCGGAACAUUCCACAGCUGAUAUUUAUUGAACAAGUAACUAUGGCCUACCUUGUUGCAAAACGAUGAAAUGAAGAAAUAUUUGAUGUUUCUUUUAUAUAUUUUACUCCAUGAACAGGGUUCUUUUUAAUGAUGUUUAUUAUGCUGCACUAUGACCUAGCAAUGUUAAAGAAAAACCCAGAAGUGUUGCCUGUAUUGAGAUGAAUUCUGUCUCUCUGAGCUGUGAACCUAGUUAUUGAAAUAUAUGAAGUUAUGUUUUACAAAUAUAUGGUCUAUUCAGAGAUUUAUGUAACAAAGGUUGCAAAAUAAUCACGUGCCUUAAACUGUCACUCGUUGGAGUGCUGUUGUUUGGACAUACUUGUAUGUACUUUCCAAAAGGUGUCAACUUACUGCAUAUAUUUUUAAAUGAGUAAAGAUGUUCUGCUAAUGUCUUUAUAGAGAUGUUUUAAUAGUAUAUCAUAAUGAGAAGUUUGACAAUAAAUUAUAUCACUUUGGUGGAAUCACACUCCUUUGGCAACUGAUUUAGAGAAUCAUUUAUUUAUUACAUUUAGAAAAGACUCCUCAUAUACAAGACUUCUGAGAAGUAUGCAUUUCUGCUCCCAAAUCAUAGUUAAAAAAGACAAUAGAGUGCUGA
Lepidothrix coronata (blue-crowned manakin) is the source of this 6728-nucleotide messenger RNA. It is a transcript of the gene SLC9A3, whose product is annotated as solute carrier family 9 member A3. Lineage: Eukaryota; Metazoa; Chordata; Aves; Passeriformes; Pipridae. Gene Ontology annotation, cellular component: apical plasma membrane; brush border membrane. Gene Ontology annotation, molecular function: sodium:proton antiporter activity. The coding region runs from base 83 to 2875 and encodes 930 amino acids. The transcript has 16 exons. Gene Ontology annotation, biological process: regulation of pH; proton transmembrane transport; sodium ion transport. The record is from RefSeq and is a predicted model, not a curated record.